Molecule: messenger RNA, 531 nt
Organism: Rasamsonia emersonii CBS 393.64
Lineage: Eukaryota; Fungi; Ascomycota; Eurotiomycetes; Eurotiales; Trichocomaceae
Product: Cytosine deaminase
Exons: 4
Coding region: 1-531 (176 amino acids)
Cellular component (GO): nucleus; cytoplasm
Molecular function (GO): diaminohydroxyphosphoribosylaminopyrimidine deaminase activity
Source: RefSeq, a predicted model, not a curated record
AUGGUUAUGAAGCGAUUCUCGCCUACUUCUGCGAUUUGCUUUUUCUCUGUGCUAGCAAUGGAGCAAGACCCGGGCUUUAUCGCGGCAGUGGAGGAAGCGCGACAGGGCGCCGCAGAGGGAGGAGUGCCCAUCGGAGCAUGCCUCGUGUCCAAGGAUGGUAAGAUCCUGGGCCGUGGACACAAUAUGCGUGUUCAGAAAGGGAGUGCAACUUUGCAUCUAAAUCAUGGGAUCAUAAUAUUCCAGGCAGAAAUCUCCGCUCUGGAAAAUUCUGGCCGCCUGCCGGCUUCUGCCUACGAGGGCGCAACAAUGUACACGACCCUGUCGCCCUGUGACAUGUGCACUGGCGCCUGCCUUCUCUACAAAAUAAAGCGGGUCGUCAUUGGGGAGAAUAAGAACUUUGUUGGAGGUGAACAGCACCUGAAGAACCGGGGUGUCGAAGUGGUGGUCUUGGAGAAUGAAGAGUGCAAGCAAAUGAUGGAGAAAUUCAUUCGCGAGCAGCCGGCUUUAUGGAAUGAGGAUAUCGGCGUUUGA